Messenger RNA from Tarenaya hassleriana, 1277 nucleotides. RefSeq lists its product as uncharacterized. The transcript has 10 exons. Bases 138 to 947 code for a protein of 269 amino acids. NCBI's taxonomy places the organism in Eukaryota, Viridiplantae, Streptophyta, Magnoliopsida, Brassicales, Cleomaceae. The record is from RefSeq and is a predicted model, not a curated record.
AAUUACACAUUAAAGAGAAAAAAAGGAGAACAUGCUAAUUUGAUCCGGCGAUUUUCCCUGUAAAAUCGAUAAUUUUCCCGAGAAAAAUCCCCGACAUAGCCGUCUGAUCGUCGGCAAAGCAAGGAUAAAUUAGAAACAUGGGAAGUCUGAAGGGGGCAUUUUCGGCGAUUUUUCUGCUGUUAUCCCUUCUUCUUCAUCAAUCACUCUCCGAGGAGUUCGGAAGAUCUGCAUCUACUAGAUCAGUCAAGCAAGACCAGGAUCAUGUCCACGAAGUACAUUGUUCACGGGAAAGAAGUCGAACAGCUUGGCAGAUCGUAGAAGAUUAUCUGAUGCCAUUUGUGGAACGAGAGAGAUAUCAACUUCCAAGAUCUUGUAGGCUCCAUCCGGAUAACGAUUUGUACAGAGAUCAGGAACAGCAUAAGGUUCAUGUGGAUGUAAAUGAAUGGAAAUGUGGUUACUGCAAAAAGAGCUUCCGUGCUGAGAAUUAUCUUGACCAACACUUCGACAACAGGCAUUACAAUCUUCUGAAUACAACACAAUCAAAGUGCUUAGCUGAUAUAUGUGGUGCAUUGCAUUGCGAUUUCGUACUGAGCUCCAAGAAAUCGAAGAGCAAGUGCAACCCUGCAGCUGUUGCAAAAAACCGGCACCUCUGUGAGAGCCUUGCCAAUAGCUGUUUCCCAGUGAAUCAGGGUCCCUCAUCUAGCCGUCUUCAUGAACACUUUCUGCGCCAAUUUUGUGAUGCCCAUACCUGCACCGGAAGAAAUAAACCGUUCCCUAGAGGCGGCAAGAAGCAAUCAGGGGUCUUCUACCUGGCCAUUUCGAUAUUGACCAUUAUGCUACUGCCCGUGUUUUAUCUUCUGGUCUUUUUGCACCAAAGAGAAAUGAGGAGCGGAACUCAAGAGCUACGUCGGAUUAAGAAACUUGGACAAAAAACAAAGCCCUCGUGAGACGGCAGUGGCAAUAGAAUUUCGGCAGUGGGCUCACUGUGGACACAUGGAGAUAACAGUCAUGUAAUGUACCGGAUUGUUGUAAAGUUCUACGCAGGUAGAGGGGCUGAGGAAAGGAUUGGUACUCAACAUGAACUCCCCAGCUGUUUUAUGAGAAGAAAGGAUGUAAAAUACCAACCUUUUUCCAGUGGGAUGGAUCACAAACUGUUAAGAUUACUUCUACUCCUUAGACAUUUCAUCAUUUGGUGUUCAUUCUGAAUCGGAUCCUUGUAAAAUUCUCAAGAGUUACUGUCACUAGAAGGAGCUAUAAAGGGCAUGCUUUGUAUUUUA